CAGCCAUGUUGGAUUAUGGUGCAUUGUGGGAUAUCCUGGGCAUGCGCAGUUGAGUUUGAGUUUGGCGCACGUUUUGACCGGUUGCUGACAGCGAGUGCGCAGGCGUGUGGCAGACAGACUGUGAUCACCAUGGCAACAGACAUGGAUACGGAGGGUUUCGGCGACCUCCUUCAGCGUGCGGAGCAGCUGACUGCAGACAUGGACAGUGGCGUGGAGCUGCCUCGCGUGGAGCGGAACCUGCAGCAGAUCCUGGACGCAGGCGAGAGGCUGUGGUCACGGACAGCUCAGGCCGCCGCUCAGGACCAGACUGACGCUCGGGCGUCCAUCCUUCUAGGUGCCAAGGGCUUCGAUGUCCCUCGAAUCUCACAAAGACUGGAGACCCUGAGUGCAGCCAAAACAUUCGAGCCCCUGGAACCAGUCAGGGAUACAGACAUACAGGGGUUCUUACGGAAUGAGCGGGAAAACGCCCUGCUGGCAGCUAUCGAAGAGUCCAGAAGAAAUACAUUUGAGUCCGUAGAGCGUCACCACUGGGAGUUCAUGCAGCAGGAGUGGGAGGUGGAGAAACAAAAGAUCCUGAACGCUCUCAUCAGUGCAGGGGAGGAGGCAUUCGACUUCACACAGGACACAGGAGAGGUUCCUGGUCAGCUGGGUGAUACCACUGUGGGCACGGGGAGGAGCAACAUGGAUAACAUGGAGAUGUCCUAUGCUAGACAGGUGUUUGUGUACAAUGAUGCAGUAGUCCAGGGAGCUGUCAAACCAAGUCUAGCUGACCUGUUUACACAAGUGGCAGACAAGGUGGACGACAAGAACAUCCUGGACCUGUGGCAGAUGGUACAAGUUGUGACUGAUGUUCCCCUGGUCCAGGCUCAGUCUCCCAUGGAGGCCAGGAGGUCCUCACAGCUGCAGAGGGCCUUCAUAGGGAAGGCCAGGCACUUCCUCGAACAGAGGUAUGUGCAGUUCAUCACCACCACCAUCUAUGACAACCUACAGCAGGCUCAGCUGGGAGGCAUCCCGGGGACCUACAACAGGGUCAGGUCCUUCCUCAACAUCAGGCUACCUGCUGUCAUGGCAGGACUGGAGGAUGGCGAGGUGGAUGGUCAUCCCGUGUGGGCUAUGGUGUACUACUGUCUGCGUUGUGGGGACCUGGAGGCAGCUGCAGAAGUCGUAGACAACUGCCAAAGUCUGCAGGGAGACUUUGCCAUGUUUUUGAGAGAGUAUGUUCGAAGUGAGGACAGAAGGUUGUCUCCCAGUACAGAGACCAAAGUUCGACUGCACUACAGACGAGCCAUCAGAAACAGCACAGAUCCCUUCAAAAGGGCCGUGUACUGUAUCCUGGCCUGCUGUGACACGACAGACACACACUCCGACAUCGCUGACAAGACUGAGGACUACCUGUGGCUAAAGCUGUGCCAGGUGUCCCUGGAGGAUGACAUUUCAGCAGGUUCCCAGGACAAGUUCACUCUGCCACAGCUGCAGAGCCUCCUACUGGAGGAGUACGGUGAGACCCACUUCAACGCGCCCCAGCAGCCGUUCCUGUACUUCCAGGUGCUGUUCCUGACGGGGCAGUUCGAGGCCGCCGUGGAUUUCCUGUUCCGUGUGGACCAGCUGCGAGCGCACGCGGUCCACGUGGCCAUCGUGCUGUACGAGAUGAAGCUCCUGCUCACGCCCAACACAGUCCAGGCACAACUGUUGACAAAGGAGGACGGUGACCCAGUUCCCAUGCGGCGGCUGAACUUCGGCCGACUGGUGAUGAGUUACACCAGGAAGUUUGAGUCCACGGACGCCAGGGAAGCUCUGCAGUACUUCUACAUCCUCAGAGACCUGAAGACACCAGGAGGAGAGAACCUGUUUAUGGCCUGUGUCAGUGCUCUGGUGCUGGAAACAAGAGAGUUUGACAUGCUGCUGGGAAAGUUAGAAAGAGAUGGAACCAGGAAGGCAGGAGCCAUUGACAAGUUCCACGGCGACACCCACAAGAUUAUAGAGAUGGUAGCACAGGACACGGAGGGCAAGGGUCAGUCUGAGGACGCUGUCAGGCUGUAUGAACUAGCUAAGGACCAUGAGAAGGUGCUCAUUCUGCUGAACAAGUUGCUGUGCCAGGUAGUGUCACAACCCCCCGCCCCCCAGUCUGACAGAGACAGGCUGAAGGCUUUGGCUGUCGGCAUUGCAGAGAGAUACCAGUCUCAGGGCCACGGCGGUGCUCAGUUGGAGUCCAGCACCUUCUUCCUGCUACUGGACCUGGUCACUUUCUUCGACCACUACCACACCGGCCAGCUGGACCAGGCACUGGACAUAAUCCAGCGGCUCCAGUUGGUACCCCUCACACAGGAGGCAGUGGAACAGCGCGUUGCAGCCUUCUCGUCUUACGCAGAUGAGGUGAGAAGGAACCUCCCUGAUGUGUUGUUGGCAGCCAUGAACAUCCUGUACUCCAAGUACAAGGCUGUCAGGAGUGCAGGUCAGGCCAGUCCCACAUCCAGGGGCAGACUGAGAGAGGACAGCAAGACAGAGUCUUACCUGACGUACCUGAGGAAGCAGGCCCGAGCUCUCAUCACCUUUGCAGGCAUGAUUCCCUACAGGAUGCCAGGAGACACAAACGCUCGCCUGGUGCAGCUAGAAGUGCUCAUGAACUGAUGAUGGUUUCCUCCAGCCUCUACCAGGCUUCAGCAAGUGGCUGGAAAGAGUGGUAAUUGUGGAAAUUGGCUACGUAGAUGCCAAGAUACACGUACACAUGUAGUUGGCCGCUAGAGAGAACAUGUGUACAUGUAUCUUGGCAUCUAUUUAGCCAAUUUCCACAAUUUCCGCUGUAUUCUCUAGCGGAUCAGCUCCCCUGGCAUGUUGUCUGUCUAGUUGGCCAGUUUCUACUCUUUCCAGACAUUACCAGGCUUUGGGAAGUGGCUGGAAAGAGUAGAAAUUGGCUACAUAGACAGAUAACAUAUGCCAAGAUGCUUGUAGUUGCUCUGCAAGAGAGAAUAGUUCGGGUGUGGCAGACUGUACUCUCUAGCAGACCAACUCCCCUGGCAUGUUAUCUGUCUAGCAGGCCAGUUUCUACUCUUUCCAGCCACUUCCUGAAGCCUUGUACAGGCUAAGCUCUCGCCACCAUCCUGUCCCUGGAUGGAAUUUUGCCGCUCGGGACAGACAGAAAUUUCAACCAUUCCAUCCCCCUCGACAGACGGAAAGCAAAACCCAUUUUAUUUGGUCAUCCACAGUGCUAGAAAACGUUUGAAAAAGCAAACGAAAGUUACUUUUAAUUAGCUCUUCAUACAAUUAUCAACAAACGUUUUCAAGGAUAUGAAAAUAAAAUGUCAUGUAUUUUCAUUUUGAGAAUUAGAUGUACAGUCAUUGAUUGGUCAUUGGGGAUAAAGCUUAGCAACUUUCUGUACCAAUAAAACAACACAGCUAGUGUUAGAAAUAAACAUGCAAA
Branchiostoma belcheri (Belcher's lancelet) is the source of this 3418-nucleotide messenger RNA. RefSeq names its product nuclear pore complex protein Nup93-like. Gene Ontology annotation, molecular function: structural constituent of nuclear pore. Gene Ontology annotation, biological process: poly(A)+ mRNA export from nucleus; protein import into nucleus. The coding region runs from base 16 to 2628 and encodes 870 amino acids. The transcript is spliced from 25 exons. Gene Ontology annotation, cellular component: nuclear pore. The record is from RefSeq and is a predicted model, not a curated record. NCBI's taxonomy places the organism in Eukaryota, Metazoa, Chordata, Leptocardii, Amphioxiformes, Branchiostomatidae.